CACCAGACAGGCAUGAGGUGGCUGUAGCUUACCAGUUUGUUUUUUUACGCAUCAAUUUAAGCUGGAUCACUGUCUUGGUGAUCAGUGCUGCCUUCACGGACUGUGACAAUGAGGAUUGUAUGAGAAGUGAGGCUGUUUUUUUUCCUUAUACACGGAGCCUGGUGUGAGUGACUACCAGGCUAAUCUGGGGGUGUUUUUUUUUUUUUUAACCCAGUGUGAACACAAACCCACAGCCGACUUAUUUUUUUCUCCUGGACGGCGGAGCGCACUCAGGGACGAAAAUGUCUUUACGCACGGCACUGCCUGGGAACGAUCGGAACCCGGACCAUCAUACCUCUCUGUCGGCCAGCCGUUCAGAGAAGGGUACCGGCUGGUCAAGCCGCUCACUCGGCGCCCGAUGUCGUAACUCCAUCGCCUUGUGUUCAGAUGAGCAGCCGCACAUCGGAAACUACCGGCUGCUCAAAACGAUCGGCAAGGGCAACUUUGCCAAGGUCAAACUGGCACGGCACAUAUUGACUGGCAGAGAGGUUGCAAUAAAGAUCAUCGAUAAAACACAGCUCAACCCAACCAGCCUACAGAAGCUGUUUCGAGAGGUACGCAUCAUGAAAACUCUCAACCAUCCCAACAUAGUCCAGUUGUUUGAGGUGAUUGAGACAGACAAGACUCUUUACCUGAUUAUGGAGUACGCCAGCGGAGGCGAAGUGUUCGACUACCUCGUGGCUCACGGCAGAAUGAAGGAGAAAGAAGCCAGAGCCAAGUUCAGACAGAUUGUGUCAGCAGUGCACUACUGUCAUCAGAAGAACAUUGUUCACCGAGACUUGAAGGCGGAGAACUUGCUACUAGACGCAGACUCGAACAUUAAAAUAGCCGACUUUGGCUUCAGUAACGAGUUCACUGCUGGCAGUAAACUGGACACGUUCUGCGGUUCCCCACCCUACGCUGCCCCGGAGCUCUUCCAGGGGAAGAAGUACGACGGUCCAGAGGUGGACAUCUGGAGCCUGGGUGUCAUCCUGUACACUCUGGUCAGCGGGUCGUUGCCCUUUGACGGGCAAAACCUGAAGGAGCUGCGGGAGCGUGUUUUGAGGGGGAAGUACCGCGUGCCCUUCUACAUGUCUACAGACUGCGAGGGAAUACUGCGCCGCUUCCUGGUUCUCAACCCUGCCAAGCGCUGCUCGCUGGAGCAAAUAAUGAAAGAUAAGUGGAUCAAUGUCGGCUAUGACGGCGAGGAGCUGAAGCCCCACGCAGAGCCUGUGGAGGACUUCAACGAUACCUGUCGAAUCGAUGUGAUGGUUGGGAUGGGUUUCGCCAGAGACGAGAUCAGAGAUUCUCUGGUUAGUCAGAAAUACAACGAGGUCACCGCCACAUACCUGCUGCUGGGACGCAAGAAUGAGACUGACGGCACCGAGUCUCGGUCAAGCAGCAGUCUGAGUCUAGCUCGAGUCCGGCCCGGCACCAUCACCAACGGGACCAGCAAACACUCCACUUCCUCUUCCUCUUCUGGUGCACCUUCUUCCUCCUCUGGCCACAAGGCACAGCGCAGCGCCUCCACAUACCACCGCCAGAGAAGACACUCUGACUUCUGUGGUCCAGCGGUUCCAGGGUCGACACACCCCAAACGGAGUCCCAGCGGUGUAGGUGAAGGGGCGGGGCUUAAAGAGGAGCGGCUGUCAAUCCGCAAGCCGAGCACCAAUACCGUCGGCUCCCGUAGCAUCCCGACCCCCUCCAGUCCCAUGGUCAGCUCUGCUCACAACCCAAAUAAGGCGGAGAUACCUGACCGGCGCAAGGAGGUUAACUCAACCACAAACAACAUCCCUGCUAGUGCCAUGACUCGAAGGAACACGUAUGUAUGCACAGACCGAUCCAGCACUGAUAGACACCCACUGCUGCAAAAUGGCAAGGAGAACAGUACCUUAUCCCACCGCCUUCCCCCUGCCUCCCCCUCCACCCACAGCAUUGCUGGCGCCUCUGGGGCCUCCUCUUCGUCCUCCACGCCCUCCUCCCGCCUCUCCAGAGGAUCCACGGUGAGGAGCACUUUCCAUGGAGGGCAGAUUAGAGACCGUCGGCCUCCCUCUCAUGCUCCCCCAGCUUCCCCUACACCGUCCCACGAUGCCAGCCCGCUGCCCCACGCCAGGACCCGGGCCACGAGCAACCUGCUGAGCAAACUCACCUCCAAGUUGACCCGCAGGGUCACAGACGAACCUGAGAGAAUCAGCAGAUCUCCGGUCACAAGUCGCCAUCUAUCUGGGCAUCAGAAAGCGGCCGAGCCCCGGACCCCCCGAUGCGGCUGGGAUGUGAGGGUGCGGAGCCCUCGCGACCCGGCCGAGGUGGUGCUAGCGCUGCGCGAAGCGGCGCAGGGCUGUGGCUGCCAGGUCCAUCUGGCCGGACCUUUCCUCCUGUCCUGCACCCACGGAGCAGCCGGCGCCCGGGUGGCUUUCGAGGCCGAGGUCUGCCAGCUGCCCAGCGGGCUGGGCCAGAGCAGCGGUGUGAAGUUCAAGCGCCUGUGGGGGGCACCGUUAGCCUUUAGAGACAUCGCCACCAAAGUGUCCAAGGAGCUGGAGCUCUGAGAUCGACAGGAGGCGGGGCAGGUCAAUGACGGACAGGACAGGUUAAUUAACAAGGAAGGAUGAGAAGGAGGAGGAACAAUGAGGCAGACACCACCCCUCCUCCUCUUCCUCCCUGGGCUCCACCUCAUUUGAUGUGGCUAGCGAUGCCUCGCCUCCGCCAAAGACCCUCUUCCUCUGAUGCCACCAAUCACAGCCAGACAAAUGGAUGCACAGACACGGAUAGACCGCCAUCGGCAGACUUAUGAUGACCCUUGACCUUGGAGCUGUCAGUGACCCACGACUCCUGCUUAAAACGCGGCACCACCCCCACAUUAUGUGAGCCCAUGGGGUUAAACUGUUUUUUUUUUUUUCCAUGAUUUCAUAUUUGAUGUUGAUAAGGAUGGUGUUGCUGAGAAUGAUGGAGACUGAUAAUUUGUUGUUGUUGUUGUCAUUGUUAUUCCUGUUGUACCAUAUUUGUCAUCAUUCCUUUUUAAAGAGCUGCUAUUUAAAGAAACGUUUUAAUUUUUUUGUGUAUUAAGUUUAUUUUCUUUCUUUAAUGCUUUUAAAAUGGGCAGAACUUUGACAUCUGUUGUCGUCCUCUGAAGCAGACGUCACAUAUUUAAGGAGUGAGGGCGCAGUCUGACCUCCGGCCUCCAGAGGGAGACAUGCAGAAAUGCAGACACUUGUGACAGACUGAAUGAAGCACCACAGCCUCUCUGCCCAUCCAUUGACAAAGCCCAUUUUAUUGCUCAGUUGGGAUUUUGAUGUUUGUUUGCACCAUUUCUGGUAAGAUGUUGUCUUCUCUGGCAGGUGAGCAAAGCUGCCUCAUAACACAGGACCCAAGCUGAAAUGUUGACCUUGAGAACCUGAUGGUUUGAGCUCAGGCUCGGCUCCUUACAGAUACUCAACUUCUGCUCCUCACCACCUUUCUCAACAAGCAAAGUCCUUUCAAAAAAUUUAAAAUUAUAUUUCGUUGGUUUAAAUCGCAAAGUAGAAUUUUUAUUUUAUGUUGCAACAGAAUGUCGCAGCCGGAUUUGUAGUUUCUUAUCUGGAGUUGGAUGUACACAAGCAACAAGAGCCACUUCAUAUUAUUGUACCUAAAAGUCUCCACUCAGGAGCUUUAGUUUAUGUACAUUAGAAAAGAAGUUUUUUUUCAGCCAAUCAGAGACUAAUAUCCUAUUUAACUAACAUCAGCUCAAGUAAAUCAAGUCAACAUUUAACUAAACUACAUAAAUUAAACUACAUUUUCACCCAUAAGAAAAUUAAAUUUUCCUCAGCACAUAUCGAAUCUGUGCCACAAAUGCUUAAAAAUCAAAUUUUCUGAGCAAAUACUGUACAUCUGGUGCAUUAGAUUACAAGUCAAAUAGCAUGGCAUCCUAGUUUUUAUCUCGUGUAAUGGUAAUUUAACACUGUAUGAUACAGAAACAACAAAAAAAGCUAAUUUUUUUUAUUCCUCUUCCUGCUAGGUCAGAGCAGAUAUAACUCAAAAACCUGAUCCAACAUGAUGAUAGACUUUUCUUGUUGGUAUUUGGUCAAACAGUUAAAAGUUAAACAGCCACAGAUUUCUGUUUAGUGAAGACAGUAUAUAUUUUUGUUUGUUCAUUAUAAUUUGAUCUCUUCUUCUAAACCCCCACCCCCCACACACACACACACACACACACACACACACCAACACACACUCACACAGUUACUGUAGCUAAGCUGGUUUAGAGUAUAUGGAGGGUUCACUGAUGUGCAGUAGUUACUCUGGUAGCACCUGGGAUAUAACUGUCAGGAUGCCUUCGCUUUCCUCAAGUGUAGUGCAAUACAGCCACAAAGCCAAGAAUUAAGACUUGACAAAGCAUUGUGUAAGACUUAAUAGGGCUCCUUGUUUUGAUUUUUUUUUUUUUCAUUUUUUAUAUUUCUGAUUUAUUGUUAAAAUUCAUUGAGCACUUUUUUUUUUCUUUUUAGCUGGGAUCACAUUGUACUGUUCUGCCAGAGUUUUUAAUUCAUCUGCUUUUUCUUUUAUUAAAUUGUUAAAAAUCACAUUGUUUGAUACAUUUAAAGCCUACUGAAGUGAAUAAUUGACACUCUGAAUGCCUUUCUUUCUUUUACUUACAUGUACCUACCCACAAUGGUUUCUUAGCAUCAUUCACUUAAGGUUUCCAGGCAGAGGUGCCAUUUGGUUUCACUGAUGCCACACUCAUAUCAAGGAAACGGAUAGAAAAUUACCAAAUUUAUGAAAAACUCAAAAUGGUGAUUUGUCUCCUCAAAGUUUUGUCAGAUUUUCUUUCGCCCAAUAUCACAUUUGUUUUUUGUUUUUAACCUCAGCAACACUUUUGAUAUGUAAACUGUAGAUUUGUCCCUCGGUUGACCAAUCAGACGAGAGGUGUAUGACUGUUGAACCAAUCAGAUCCCAUUAUUGCUGUAAGAGGUGUAUGACUGUUAACCAAUGAAACUCCUGCCUCAUCAAACCAGUGUAUAAUUUAAAAGCUUGUGACAUGCAGUCAUGAGGCAGUGGUUUCGGACAAAUGUGACCUUGAAUUACCUUUUCUUUUUCAACGAUGCCUCCGCCAAACAAUCGAGUUGCAGGAAAUAUGGUCACAAUCUCUCCCUCUGUUCCUGAGUGACAGCAUUGGAUAAUGGUCAAAACCUGAUGAUGUCACAUCGAAGUUGACCUUUUGGAUAUAAAAAUGUCAUCACUUCAUCCUGUUAAAUUUGUGUUAGAUUUGUGUCAUAAUAAGUGUAUACAUUUUUGAGUUAUGUCCAAAAACAUGUAUUUUGAGGUCACAGUGAUGAUGUCCUUUGACCACCAAAUUCUAAUCAGUUUCCCUUUGAGUCCAUGUGAAUGUUUGUACCAAAUUUGAAGAAAUCCCCUCAAGGUUUUCUUGAACUAUUGCGUUCACGAGAAUGGGAUGGACGGACAACCUGACAACAUGCUGUCACUGGGCAGAGGCAUAAAAACAAUUUGCUGCUCAUCACAGAGCAAAUCAACAAGACUCAUCCAUCAUGUGUUGCUGCUUUAACACUGACGACUCCAAAAUCAAAAGGUUGUUGUACUUAUAUUGUAACUCUUUAAAGCCAAGCAAUUAUAACUUGUUCUUUCAGCAUCUAACAAAACACUGAUAUGGAAAUGGAGAAGUUGGACAUUACAGCAGGUUUGUGAUCUUUUCGGCUGUAAGGUCGACAUGUUUAUCUGUUCCAUGGGAGAUUUCAGCUGCAGCACGUGUCCACCACUGUCUGAAAAUGUGAAGCUGUGAUUUAGGGCUAGUUUUAGCAAUUUCUUCUUUUUUUUUUCUUCUUUUUUUUUGUGUACAACUGGGCCUCACUCUCUGAACCUGUUCUCUAGAUACAGUUAGGGCCAUGCUUUAAGGCUACAGUUCUGUUGUAUAGUGUGUUUGAAGCUGUCACUGUUAUCAACAAAACUUAACUUAUGGGCUGAAAUUACGGAAAUGAUCGACCUGCAAUCCUGCAUGUCUCCUAGGAAAUAAUGUGUGACACAAAAAUAAAGACU
Molecule: messenger RNA, 6036 nt
Organism: Seriola dumerili (greater amberjack)
Lineage: Eukaryota; Metazoa; Chordata; Actinopteri; Carangiformes; Carangidae
Gene: mark4b
Product: MAP/microtubule affinity-regulating kinase 4-like
Exons: 17
Coding region: 282-2564 (760 amino acids)
Biological process (GO): intracellular signal transduction; protein phosphorylation; microtubule cytoskeleton organization
Cellular component (GO): cytoplasm
Molecular function (GO): protein serine/threonine kinase activity; ATP binding; tau-protein kinase activity
Source: RefSeq, a predicted model, not a curated record